This is a messenger RNA of Pimephales promelas (fathead minnow), 1571 nucleotides long. Its product is annotated as macrophage mannose receptor 1. Lineage: Eukaryota; Metazoa; Chordata; Actinopteri; Cypriniformes; Leuciscidae. The record is from RefSeq and is a predicted model, not a curated record.
UCACUGAACACACACAAAGAGUAGAUCAUCUGUGUAGAAAUGAAGGCUGCCGUCGCUCUGCUCCUGUUUUUGAGUGUCUUAAGACUGAGCUUCAGUCUCUACAGAAAACACUUCUUAGUGAAUACAUUCAUGACAUGGGAAGCUGCACAAACGUACUGCAGAGAAUACCAUGAUGAUCUGUCCACGGUCACUAAAGAAGAGGCACAACUGCUCUCUGCAAAUCCAGGAAUCAAUCAUGCAUAUUUUUGGAUUGGACUGCACAUGAGUCCUAACAACCCAGAACAAUGGAUUUGGUCUGGAGGUGAGGAUGAAAACAUCGACAACUGGGACAUUGGAGAACCAAACCUACUACACACUGAAAAGUGUGGCAUUGUAAGAAGAUUUAAUUAUAAACUGCACAAUCUUAUGUGCUCAUGGACUCUACCAUUUUACUGUAUGAAUGUCUUUGAGCUCAUUCUGGUGCGUCAGAAUAAGACGUGGGAUGAAGCCCUGGACUACUGCAGACAGAACUACAUUGACCUGGCGAGUCUAAGAUCCAAGAAGACCAGAGCAGAGGCGAUAACUAACACUAUAAAAUCUCAGACAGCUUAUGUGUGGACUGGACUGCGCUUUAUGGCUGGUCAUUGGUUCUGGGUCAGUGGUGAUGAUCUUCAAUAUAAAGCCUGGUCUGUGGAGGGGGAGCUCCAGUGUCCUGCCAUAAAUCUGCGCUGUGGAGUUCUGGAUAGACAAAAUAAUGUUUGGAGACCCAAUAAUUGUGAGGAUAAACUGAACUUUCUCUGUCUUAAAAAGCUAUAAAUGUGCUUCAUGUUGCAAUAUACAUCCAUUUCUUCAUGUAGGCCUAUAUAUGAUAUUGAUUCUUUUAUAAAUCAUGACUCUAUAGAAAUCUAUUGCUUUACUAUGUAUGGUCGUUAAAAUUAAUGGAUUUUUAAUCUUUAAUUGUAUUUGUGUCAACAUAUACAUUGUCUUGUGAAACAAUGUUUAGCUGAUGUUUAAGAUCUUUUAUGAGCUUGCAGAUACAUUAUAAAACACUAUUGUAAAAUACAAGAUUUAGAUGCAUAGUUAGAUUUUAAUAGCCAUGUUAAAAAGCUAUGUAAAACGAUCAUGCUUUGCUGUUUUUAAACUCAAUGAUAUUUUCACGUAGCCUAUAUCGUACGGAUCAACAGUUUGGUCUAGGACUAACCGGGCUGUAAUGUAUCUGAUUAAAUGUCUUUCUAACCAUGCCUUGAAAAGUUUAGAAAGCAAAUAAGAUAUCAUCAUUGUAAAUAUAAGAUUCUAAGUUUUGCUCAUUUAGUUUGUUUUCACUAUGUACAGCUUGUAUUCAGGCAUUUAAAUGAUCUUGCCCCUCGUGUCGUAAUGUACUGUUAUGAGAUUGCAGUUGUGCAGCAGAUCCACCAGAGCGGCUUCUAGCAGCAAUUGUAAAAUUUUAUUCUGUAAAAAAUCUUUUGCUCAGACUGCCUUCUAAGUGAAAGGUACAACAUUUUGGAAUGCACUGCCUGAUCAUUUCAAUUUACCUUUGGCUAGCCACGCCCUAGAAUGUAGAUUGACCAAUCACAGCCCAGCCAAGAACCAGC